Molecule: messenger RNA, 825 nt
Organism: Branchiostoma belcheri (Belcher's lancelet)
Lineage: Eukaryota; Metazoa; Chordata; Leptocardii; Amphioxiformes; Branchiostomatidae
Product: 39S ribosomal protein L32, mitochondrial-like
Exons: 3
Coding region: 20-565 (181 amino acids)
Biological process (GO): translation
Cellular component (GO): mitochondrial large ribosomal subunit
Molecular function (GO): structural constituent of ribosome
Source: RefSeq, a predicted model, not a curated record
CAGAAAGUAGUGUUCCAAGAUGGCGACCUCCUUGCUGAGAAUUUUUCACGCUGCGUUUCAAAAUGUGGAAUUUAGACUACUGCAGGCGUUUGGCUUGCAUCCCCCACCAGCCCCUGCUCUAGCUAUCCCAGGCUGCCACCAGCCUGCGCAGGACUCUGGCAGGACAGAACCCUCGGGUCUGAGCAGUCUGUUAGACGGAGUGUUCCUCAUGGCAGCCCCCAAGUCACGCAGAAGUCUGGAGAGGAGACACAAGAGGCAGCGUCACCCAGACAAACUCAUCAAACCUAAGGAAAACCUGUUCCCCUGCCCUGAGUGUGGUUCCAUGAUGCAGGAAGGUUUCCUGUGUAUGAACUGCUACCAGCGCAUCAAGUACGAAACCGACAUCAUCCGCCUGAAGAUGAAGGAGACAGAGGUCGACGGUCUGGCCUCCAUCAAGGAAACCGUUGUGCGGUAUGCAGGCGAAACGAUUACAGAGUCCGACAAGACGAAAAGGGUCAUUGAGAUGUCCCGGAAGAAACCUCACUGGUUCACAAAGGACAUGUAUGAACACUGGAAGACUAGCUGAAAAGUACUGUGCAGUUAUGGAUGCAAACACCAGGUGGCACUGCUACCUUGUCAUGCCCCUAAAGGCAGUAUGUUCCUAGUGUAGGACUUAUCCCAAUAUGUAAGUAGAUGUAGGGAGAGUACAGUGUUGUGAACUGUUCAAACUUGACUUGACAUAUAAGAAAUUUAACUACAGUCUACAGCAAUACUGGCACAGGUACCCAUAGUCCUUUGCUCUCAAAGUGGCUCUGUGUGUUCUAAUCAUCGGUAUUAUAUAUCUGU